AUGGGAAUAAAGGGCUUAACAAAGUUUAUAAACGAUAGGUCAAAAACGUACUUUGAAAAUUUCGAUUUGCACGACUGUAAUUUAAUAAUUGACGGGCACAGUAUUUCCUGUCAACUGUAUAACUGGAAACAUUGGCAUUUCGAUACUAGAUCAGCAAAUUGUUAUGGAGGUGAUUACGAUAAAUACGCCUUUGCAAUUGAGGCAUUUUUUCGCAAUCUCAGUGAAGUAAAUGUCACCCCCUACGUAGUAUUUGAUGGAGGGUUCGAAGAGAAAAAACUUCCCACAAUCAUGAAACGUAUGCAGGACAAGAUUAAUACAGCUGAUAAGUUAAAUCCAACUUAUGAAAAUGAAAAUCCACAUCACGUAGUAUUUCCACUAGCAUUAAGAGAAGUUUUUAAGGAUGUUGUGAGAGAAAGAGACAUUCCACUCGCCAUGUGUAUAUACGAAGGCGAUACAGAGAUUGCCAGUUUAGCUAAGGAAUUAAAUUGUCCCGUUUUAACAUUUGAUUCAGAUUAUUUUUUAUUUGGUUGCAAGUAUAUACCUUUUAAUUCCAUAGAUAACAAAGUACUUACACGUAAUGGGCGCUCAGGGACUUAUAAAUGUAUUCAAUGUAAACUAUAUGAAAUUGAAAAAUUACUAUCAGACUAUAGAGGACUUCGAGAAGAGACACUUCAUUUACUGCCGGUUUUAUUAGGCAACGAUUACAUAGAUGAAAGUGUGUUUAUACCAUUUUUAAACUCGAUACAUAUAAAGGAUAUGUCAUUUCAAAGAAGAAUCCAUUCUUUACUCCUAUGGCUAAGGUCUGAAACCUUAGAAUCUGCAAUUCAAAAAAUUCUAAGCCAUUUUAAAAAUCCUGUACAACGAAACUCAGUUUUAGAUAACAUAGGUAAGAUAAUUUCAGGAUAUUAUUAUACUGACAGUAAUCUAAAGAAGUAUUUUAACAUUGAACCUACUAAAGGAAAUAAGAACAACAAACCUUUUAAUUUUGCUGCUUUAAAAGACAAAAUAUUGAAAGACCUUGGGACUGAUAGGACACCUGUUGAAGAAAAUGAAGCAAAUGCAACUGAAAAUGGUAUUAAUACUAAUCCUGAAAGAAACCAUCAUUUAUUGUUGGAAAAUAAAUCACAAAAUCCUAUUUCCAAAGUAUUUACAACAAACUACAGUAAAUGUAAAUAUCCCUCUUCAUUUAUGGAUAUAUUAACUCAAAACAAGUACUACUGCAUACCUCAGGUCGAAGAUCAUGCUAAGAAACAUUCUCACAUUCAUUCCUUAGAAUUGCUGUGUUCCAUCCAUAAAAUUCUGACAAAUAGUGCAGCAAGUGAAUUCACAGUGGUAGCUAGAGAUGUGGGAACAUCAGUUAAGUGUUUUGUUCAAGAAAAAUAUAAUUUAGAAGUGCCAAAUUUGGAUGAAUUUGAACAAAAACCGCUGAACGAAAGAAGAAAAGUUUUAUACGAUAUUUUAAAAAUUGACAGUAGUAUUGAGUUGGUUUUAGAUAGAGUUCCUGAGGAAUGGCAUUUAUAUUUGAUCGCCUUAAAUCCAGACAGGUCUAUUGAUGUUGAUAAAAAUUUGCUGCAUUAUAUGGCGCAGGUUCAAAAAAAUCUAUGCAAGCAAAGGAAAAAGUUUUUUGGAUGA
This is a messenger RNA of Sitophilus oryzae (rice weevil), 1632 nucleotides long. Its product is annotated as protein asteroid-like. Bases 1 to 1632 code for a protein of 543 amino acids. The transcript is spliced from 3 exons. Lineage: Eukaryota; Metazoa; Arthropoda; Insecta; Coleoptera; Curculionidae. The record is from RefSeq and is a predicted model, not a curated record. Gene Ontology annotation, molecular function: nuclease activity.